CAUAGUUGGACAGCUCAGAUCUGUUGUAUGAAGCGAUGCCGGUAGCGAAGGGGGUGUGUGAACCUGAUUGGUGGCACCUGGCACUGCUGGCCUUCACCAAGCUUUCAAAUAUCAGCCACCUGCUGUUGUCUCUCUACUGGGCUCCACAUCUCCAGUUUUAGUGACAUUGAAGAUGCUGCAGAGGACCUGAGGGUCCACGAGGGGACAGGAAAUUAUGCUCCAUGAUCAUCUUUCAAGUGGCUGCAAGUGGAAGAAAAGCUUUGGUGACACCUGAUAACUAAUGUCCCUCAGGAGUAGUCUUCGGGGGCUGAGGGCUGAUCGGAGUGUUAUUCUCCACUGGCAGAUUUAGACCUGGAAAAAAAUACAGUUACCAUGGGCGUCUCACCUGUGGAAUUAAUUAUCGGCGCAAAGAUAGGGGAAGGCUCUCUAAGCUUCUGCUCAUUUCCUCAUAAACAAGCUCCACUGCAACGUCUCUCAUCUCAUCUGUUCAGGACUCUAACCAGGAAGCUGCAAUGCCGAGCCAGCUGGAGGGUGCAAUGGAUGCACUGAUAACGGUUUUCUACAACUACUCCGGAAGCGAUGGAGACAGAUAUAAGCUCAACAAGGGAGAGUUGAAGGAGCUCCUCAACAGCGAGCUCACCGACUUCCUCACGUCUCAGAAGGAUCCGAUGCUGGUGGAGAAAAUCAUGAAUGACCUGGACUCUAACAAAGACAACGAGGUGGAUUUCAAUGAGUUUGUGGUGUUGGUGGCCGCUCUGACUGUUGCCUGCAACGACUUCUUCCAAGAGCAGCAGAAGAAAAAGAAGUAGACGUCUACAGAAAUAAUCCGCUACCUGUAAAUCUUGUCAAUGUCGUGCAAUUAAAAACAGAACAGUAAAUGUCCCGUCAGUAGAAUAAGUUAUAUUAGGAUACCCCAAGUAUGUAGCAUUGUGAAUGUAAUACUUAGGAAAUAGACACUCUACCCCAAAGUCACAAUAGAAGAUGUUGGUACCAAAUUCAGCCUGGAGCUGUUAAACAACGACUUAGAUGGGAUAGAUGUAUAGAUCUUAGAUGGGAAAUAUGUGAAUUUUAAAACCUAAAAGCUGCAAUAAAUGCAGGAUGUGUAUUAUCCCAUGUCUCAAGAAUCACUGGUCUAAAUGCAGAGCUUCUUCUGAUAAAAAUUAAAGUAGUGUUUAUAUUAGCGUUAUCUUUGUUACUUGGAAAUAAAAAAGGAAAAUUAA
Molecule: messenger RNA, 1220 nt
Organism: Gymnodraco acuticeps
Lineage: Eukaryota; Metazoa; Chordata; Actinopteri; Perciformes; Bathydraconidae
Gene: s100z
Product: S100 calcium binding protein Z
Exons: 7
Coding region: 513-809 (98 amino acids)
Cellular component (GO): cytoplasm
Molecular function (GO): calcium ion binding
Source: RefSeq, a predicted model, not a curated record